This is a messenger RNA of Trichomonas vaginalis G3, 678 nucleotides long. RefSeq lists its product as uncharacterized. Lineage: Eukaryota; Parabasalia; Trichomonadida; Trichomonadidae. The transcript has a single exon. The record is from RefSeq and is a predicted model, not a curated record. The coding region runs from base 1 to 678 and encodes 225 amino acids.
AUGUUAUGCUUAGUAAGUUCAGAAUUUAUUGGCUAUAAAUCUAAGUACAUUGAUGGCAGAACAGAUGUUCAAUUCGGAAAUACUACUGAAGGACAUAAAAAAGUUGUCAUCUUUUAUAAUAAUGAAGGUUUCAAAAUGGUUACAGGAAGCUUUAUACAGAAAUCAUGCAAAAGAAUACUUUGGAAAAGAUACAACUGCAAACGCUCAACUAAAUACGAAUACGAUGCAAUCCCUAAGGUUUUAGAGAACAAGGAUCAUAUUAUCGCAAAGGCUGAUAAUAAAAUGCUAAAGUGGAUGGAAUUCAAUGUUCCAGAGUCAUGCCAAACUUUCGAUUAUUACAUGAUCAAAGGAAACUCUAAAGAUUCAUACAUCUUUGAUCCUUCAAAGUUAGAGAAAGGGAAGCGUCAUUGUAUGUUCUUUGGAUCACAAACAAAGCACAACUUUGUUGUCUACAAGAGCAAUGAAUCAUUUGGCAAUCUCCUCGUUGAGAACAUGAACAUUCCAAACACUGCUACAAAAGUUACAGAAGAAACGUAUACAAUUAAUGGUUGGAAUAAUCUUUAUCUUUAUUAUGAACCAGAUGAGAAAGAUAACAAACCAAUUGUUGGUGUUAAGAAGUUCACAACUCAUGAUGAUUAUGAUUUCUGGAGUUCUAAGCAAAACACUAUUGAAAUUUAA